ACCGGGGGAGCCCGGCGGCCGAGUGCUGAGCGGCAACCCCUUCGCGCGGCGGCCGGAUCCGCUGAGUCCCGGAGUCCCAGCCCCGCCGGCGCCAUGGAGACGCGGUUGCUGUGGUUCUGCAACUGGAGCGUGUUGGGCGUGUGCGCGACGCUCAAGCUGCCGCAGAUCUUCGCCGUGCUGGGGGCGCGCAGCGCGCGGGGCAUCAGCCUCUCGAGCCUACUUCUGGAGCUGGCUGGGUUCCUGGUCUUUCUCCGGUACCAGUGUUACUACGAGUACCCACUGCUGACCUACCUGGAGUACCCCAUCCUCAUCGCACAAGAUCUCAUCCUCCUGCUGUGUGUCUUCCAUUUCAAGGGGGAUGUGAAACGGGCAGCACCGUACAUCGUCCUCUAUGUGUCUGCUUGGUUCCUCCUCACCCUGCAGAAGUGGAUCAUAGAUCUGGCCAUGAAUUUCUGUACUUUCAUCAGUGCAGCCAGUAAGUUUGCACAGCUCCAGUACCUGUGGAAAAGCAGGGACUCAGGAGCCGUGAGUGCUCUCACGUGGAGCCUCGCUUCAUAUACCUGUGCGGCAAGAAUAAUGACAACUUUAAUGACCACCAGUGAUCUUACAAGGUUUAACGGAGCCACUUCGCCCCGCCGGAGGCCAGCGACAAUAUAUUCCUGGUCCUCAUCAGUCACCAUGUAUAGUAUUAAGCAUCUACUUGCUGUACCUGGGAUAGAAUAUGCACAAGAUAGUAGAUUCCUAUCUUCGUGAAGCUUCCACACCAGCAGUGGAAAUGAACAGUGAGUUCUUAUACGUUUUGUGAUCAUGCUGGCCUUAAAUAUAUGGGUAGCAGCUACAAUACUUCACUACCGCAAGACCGAUGUGAAAUCUGAAUGAUGGAUAUAUUAUUCCCACACACAAAGUGGAUUUUGAAUAACUGAACCAAAGGAAAAAAAAGCUCAUUGCUAAACCAGGUCUUUUAUAAAUUUAGCCAACUGUGCCAAAGGUAUUUUAGACUUGGAAGAGCCCGCUUAAACACUUGUUUAAAAACAUCGAUUUUUAAAAUCCCUGUCCCCACUUCAUUAGGUUAAGGUAGGGCUCAGACAUCUGCAGUUCUGAUAAGGCUGGUGAUUGAUGGAAACCUCCCAAGAAGCCCAUUUUGAGGAGACAGCGUUGACCGUUAUUCUUCAAGUCAUGAUUAAGUUCCCUCCAAAGAGCUAACUACAUCUACUUCUCAGCUUUCACAAUCUUUUAAAAAAUAAAUCCUCUCCGUAACACAGACAAACAUGAAUGGAGUGGGAUUUUGCUCAAGUGGAAUUGUAAUAAAUUACCAGAGUUCACUUUCUGGGACUACUGUUUAAUUGUAAUAUAGACAUAACAGGAUGGCUUUAUUGUAUCAUAUUACCGUGUAAUACCUCCUUAGGUUACAGCAAGGAUAUGAAGGCAAGCAAAAAUGUAACUGGCUUGAAUUCAUAUACCAAAGUAAUCCUUUAACUUCAUACCGUGCCUUCAAGUAAUUUGUAACAAAAGGUACCUGCAGUCUCUACUCAUGAAGAGGCAAUCCCAAUAUACUUUCUGAUUCAAGCACAAUGCUGCUGUUUUUAAAAGGAUCACACCUACACAAUACCGUUACUGGAAUUUGGUACAAAAUACAGCUGACCUCGACCAGGUUUUGCCUAUUGAAAGUAUGUGCAGUGCAGGGUAUUGCUGGGGUCUACCAAGUUCUUAUGGAUUUUAUUCUCAUUAUAGUAUCAUACUCUGAACAUGAUGUUAAGAUUACUGUACACUGUGUUUUCCUGUAAAAGCUUAUCAACUCUAACAUUUUAAGAACUCUCUUUCUCCUAAAUAAUUGAAUGGCAUUAUUCUAUUAUAUGCAGUAAGUAAAUGAUGCUUCCUAGAAAAUGUUUGUUUCCUAUGUAAAAUAAACUUUAUUUUGAACUCUU
Messenger RNA from Balaenoptera musculus (blue whale), 1925 nucleotides. RefSeq names its product solute carrier family 66 member 3 (gene SLC66A3). The record is from RefSeq and is a predicted model, not a curated record. The coding region runs from base 94 to 753 and encodes 219 amino acids. The transcript is spliced from 8 exons. NCBI's taxonomy places the organism in Eukaryota, Metazoa, Chordata, Mammalia, Artiodactyla, Balaenopteridae.